Pseudomyrmex gracilis is the source of this 1582-nucleotide messenger RNA. It is a transcript of the gene Mulk, whose product is annotated as acylglycerol kinase, mitochondrial. Gene Ontology annotation, cellular component: mitochondrion; TIM22 mitochondrial import inner membrane insertion complex. The record is from RefSeq and is a predicted model, not a curated record. The coding region runs from base 274 to 1569 and encodes 431 amino acids. Gene Ontology annotation, molecular function: ATP-dependent diacylglycerol kinase activity; ceramide kinase activity; acylglycerol kinase activity. Lineage: Eukaryota; Metazoa; Arthropoda; Insecta; Hymenoptera; Formicidae. The transcript has 8 exons. Gene Ontology annotation, biological process: ceramide biosynthetic process; protein insertion into mitochondrial inner membrane.
CAAAUGUGACGCUUCGAAUUAUUUGCAGCGCUGCAAACGAUUGUUAACCUUUGCAGCAAUGUGACAGAGUUCCUAACCUGAAGAUCUUCUCACUUUAACACUUAAUAAUUCGCUUCGCAGGAUCGAGUGAUGCGUUUUUCCGCCAAAUUCUUUCGUUUCGUAUAAAAUCGCAUCGAACGAGCUCAGUUUCAUCAAAAUUGAAGCUAAUAAAAGUUUUUUGAUUAAUCACAGAAUUAUCACAGUUUUUUAAAUGUUUAAAUUUUCAAUGACAACAUGGCUCGAGUAUUGAACUUUCUAAAGACAAUACGAAAUAAUUGGAAGAAAUCUUUGGUGGCAGCGGCAGCUUUCUCCUAUGGAAUUUCAUAUGGCAAAGAAGCAUAUGACGUAGAACAAUUAAUGUACCAAUAUUGCAAAGAUGUAGUUAAGUAUGGAGAUGCUCCUUGUCCUACACAUGUCAAGCCUCGUCAUGUAACUGUUAUUUUGAAUCCAGCAGCUAAAAAAAGGAAAGCUAAGAAACUAUUUGAGAAAUAUUGUGAGCCUUUGUUGCACUUAGCUGGUAUUUCUGUUACUAUCAUUGAUACACAAUCAGGAAGUCAUGCGCGUAGUAUAAUAACAAAUCUAGAAACACCUACGGAUGCUAUUAUUGUAGCAGGAGGAGAUGGUACCUUGUCUGAUGUUAUAACUGGUUUAAUAAGAAAGUAUGAAUGCAAUCUCCAUUCUGUCAGGCAAUGUCCUAUUGGAAUUUUGCCACUGGGAAACACAAAUACAAUUGCAAGUAAAUUUUAUGGAAGAUAUCAAAAUUUGGCUGAAGUACAUCAUAUGCUUGACGCAACAAUGGCAGUUAUUGAAAAUAAGUUGAAAUUAAUAGACACUAUGGAGAUCAAAGUAUUAGAAGAGAAUCCAGAGACAUCUGUAAAACCAGUUUAUGCUGCAGGAAAUAUAGAAUGGGGAGCUUGGAGUGAUACACAUGCACGUGUUGAUAAAUAUUGGUACUGGGGUUCUUUACGCAAAUAUGCAGCUUAUAUAUUCAGUGGCUACAAAUCAGAUUUAAAUUGGAAGUGUAAUGCAGUAAUGAAGUAUACUAAUCCUUGCAAAGGAUGUUCAAAUUGUUAUUCUAACGAAUUGUCUCAUAAUCAUUCUGCAAGUUUGAGUAGAAGAUGGUGGCAUGCAUUUUUACCUAAGAAAAAACCGUUUGGUUUAGAUAAUCACAUUGAUUAUAGCAAGAUAAUAAAUGAAAACUGCGCUACAUUUUAUGAGAUGCCUGUUUCAACAACAGAACUGUGUAUAAGUACAGAAAAUUCAAAGAAUUCAGUUGAAUCGGUGCCUUCGUUACAAAUAGCUCUAGGUCCAGAAAAUAUCAACUAUACGAAAUUUGUGGAAAAAGGUUGGAAACAAGAAAUGGAAGAUAAAUUACCAGUAAAUGUACUGUUAAAUGCGAAAGAUAUUCAAUUAUAUCCUGAAGCUACUGAUAAAAUAUUUUAUAUUGAUCGUGAAGAAUAUGAAUUGAAGCCAAUUCAAAUCAAAUUACUCCCACAAUCUGUAACAAUAUUUUGUCCGUCGAAUAUUUAAUCGAAUAUUUAAU